GAUAUUGUACAAGGCCAGGGACCCUGGGUCUCUAGUGCUUGUCCUGCGACAUCGCAUAAUUACCAUAUUGUCGUACUAUCGCGAGCGUAAAACGCAUCGCAAUGCAAGCCCAGCUGGUCUGACUCAGUAUACCGUUGGGGCCUGACUCCAACGGGGCAGUGCAGAAUUCAAAAUUGGUACCGCAGCUGCCCGUGACGCAACAGUCCGGGUCAUAAUUAACCACACCCAUAUAAGAUCGCAACGUGUUCCAUCUCCACAUUGCACCACAGUCAAGCACCCCUACUUUAACCCUUAUCUACUCUCGCACCGCGCCUACCUUUUAUCUUCCCUACCACACCAACGCAAUCACCGCAUCGUUGUCCACCCCCUCAUACUCACAACUAGCCAACAAAUCAUUAUCUGACGAUGAAUCAAUACGCCUUUCCAUCCUCCCAUUCGCCCUACAGUACCCAUCAGACUGUUGCCUACCCCACUUCUCCACACUCGCAACACGGUCAUGGGAGUUACAACUACGGGACUCCCCUGAGGCGAGCAUCUACUGGGCAUACCUACGCAUCUAGCCCACAAUACGGGUACCCCCCUGUAGUCCAGGCGCCGCAGACUACUCAAUACUUGUCUGUGCCUAACUCUCACCACCGCAGCAGGAGUCAGAGCAGGCAUAGUCAUAGCAGACCCAGAGCCAACAGCCACAGUCAUCAUCGCUCUCAUUCCACGUCACACAGACACCGUUCGCACUCGCGCCCUGCUCAUUCUUACGCAGGCGGUGGUGAUUAUCACAGAGGUCGAUCAGUAUCAAUCGGUGACCGCUUUCGGAAUUUCCUUGGAAUGGAGCCCUCAUCGAACUCUUACUACAAUUCCUACGGAAAUCAAGGGCACGGGCACCACAACUCUCAGGCUUACGGUGGUAUGAGAGAUGAAAGAAGACCGAGGAAACACAGUGGCUAUGUGGACGAACACGGGAGAGAAGUGGAUAGUCGUGGACGGAUGAUCCACCGUUAUUAAUUCAGGCAGCUGUUCUUACUAAAUGUAGUUUAUGUACCCGAAGGGCAGGACCCAGUGU
Messenger RNA from Suillus plorans, 1060 nucleotides. RefSeq lists its product as uncharacterized. The coding region runs from base 406 to 1002 and encodes 198 amino acids. The transcript is spliced from 2 exons. Lineage: Eukaryota; Fungi; Basidiomycota; Agaricomycetes; Boletales; Suillaceae. The record is from RefSeq and is a predicted model, not a curated record.